Molecule: messenger RNA, 4608 nt
Organism: Lentinula edodes (shiitake mushroom)
Lineage: Eukaryota; Fungi; Basidiomycota; Agaricomycetes; Agaricales; Omphalotaceae
Exons: 22
Coding region: 1-4608 (1535 amino acids)
Biological process (GO): error-prone translesion synthesis; double-strand break repair via homologous recombination
Cellular component (GO): nucleus; zeta DNA polymerase complex
Molecular function (GO): DNA-directed DNA polymerase activity; DNA binding; nucleotide binding
Source: RefSeq, a predicted model, not a curated record
AUGGGCACUCUUUCUCCUUCGUUCGGUAAUUUGCGGGUCCAAAUCAAUCAAAUCGACUAUACCCUUGCUCCGCCCGGGCCUCUGGACAACUCGACGCUACCGAUGGUCCCUGUUUUACGAAUAUACGGACCUUCAGAAAACGGAAAAAAGACCUGUGUGCAUAUCCAUCAAGUUUACCCUUACUUUUUUGUUGAAUACUCCGGAGUUCUGGAGGCCAAUCAUGGCGAGCGGUCUUUAAAUCAUGCAGUUGCUCUGUCACUCCGAAAGGAACCUGCAUCGUCAAAAUCGCGCUACAUUCGCUCAGUUGUUCUAGUCAAAGGCGUGCACUUUUAUGGUUUCCAUUCUUCCUACUCCCCAUUCCUCAAAGUCCUGGUUGCCGAUCCUGCUUUGGUUUCUCGGGUAGUAGCUAUGAUGCAGAACGGAACGGUUAUGGGUACCCGGUUUUGUAUAUACGAAAGUCAUUUGAAUUAUACGUUGCAGUUUUUAUCCGACUAUGGACUCUAUGGGUGUGGUUGGCUUGAACUCGACAAUGUCUUUCAAAGGGGGCAAGAAGAAAACGCCGAAGGCAUUCAGCAAGAACCUCUGUUUCCCCUUUCCCCACACUUCCGUCAAUCGCGAAUGACUCUAGAAGUAGAUGCGGUUGCUCAUCAAAUACUGAACCGAAGAGGGCUUUCAGCGCGAGAAUGGCACCAUAAACUCGAGAUUCCUUCCCCUCCACUCCCUAGUGAUCCGUUGGUUCUCAGCGUGCGCGAGCUUUGGGAGGACGAACGAGCGAGGCGCCGCAGUCGUGGUUUAAAUCCUUCUCCAGAGAUCCCGGUCGAUCUCAGCGAAUCUUCUCGAGGAUCAGGCGGUAGCUGGGUAGCUGAAGCGAGGUAUUGGGACGAGAUUGGUCGCCGUAUCGAACAGGAGCGAACCAUGACACAUGACAUUGAAGAUGCACAGAGUUGGGAGGGAGCUGUAAUGACGACUUUCGAAAGCAUUGAAGCAUUGUGGGAGGAAGAAUAUAAGACUUGGAAACCACGAAAAGUCGAACAUGAUAAAGCUACCCACUCAGAGACGGAAGUCACUGCAACAGUGGACUUACUACCCGGCGAGGAUAGUGUGGAGGAUGAUCUAAACAUUGAUGUUGAUGUUUCGUUCCUCUCAGUGGAGGAGCCGCCAACGGAUGACAUGGAGAACGUAGAUGAAGACGAAUAUCUGGAUCGACCGGAGUACAAUCAGCCAGAGGACGAGUUUGAUGAUGGUGUCGAUGACGAUGCCGUCUCGCAGAACGGCGCUCGCUCCCCCGAAGGCGAAGAAGAUGAAGAAAUCUCAGAUGAUGUUGGUAAUAUAUUACAAUUCAAGAAGUGGGUCGACGCAUUAUUACCCAUUGCUUCCCUAAUUUACGACUAUAGUUUGACGAAGAGGGCUAUUUCCGAAGACUCGGAUCAUAGGUGCUUAGCAGUGUUUUCUUCCUGCGCUCUCUUAACUCAAGUUUUCUCUUUUAUAGUGACAGAGGGUCUCCGACACCAACAAACCCCCGGAGCACUAAUUGGACCUGUUCCAGCAACAAUCAAAGUCGCAAUACCACAGACGAUCUGGUCUCGGGCAAAGAUCCUCACACCUAGCAACUAUACGUAUAUGUACUCCAACCCGCCACCCACCACUUCUCAACUUUUAUCUACCAUCGAGGAUUUCGGGCUCAAAAGCAGGAUUUAUCGUGCUCCAUACUACUCCAACGAGAAAGAUGCGCCGCUUAGACCGCGAGAGUAUGCUGGUCUAGUAUAUAACCUCAAAGGUGGUGAGGGAAUCGCGCUUCUCGAUGAUUGGGUGUCAGAAUUUAGCUCUCAGGAGACUAGCAACAGUACGUUUUCUUAUUUCUUGCAAGGUGAUUUGAGUGCAGGUGGCUGGGAAUAUGCUGGAGCUCCUCCCAGUGUAAAGGAGGUUCGAACCUGGCUUCGUUCCUUCGAAGGACAGCUGAAACAACAAUUACCUAAACUUCCAUCUCGGACACAGAUUCAAGGCCCUACGCAAGUAAACAAGUACGGUCUCAAGGCUUCACCGAUGAAGAUAGAGGGUAGUGUCUCUCGGGGAAAACAGGAUAUGAGCAUCCUGUCGUUGGAAGUCUUUGCGCCGUCGAAUACUGGGAGAUUACCUCACGCAGAGGAGAACGAGCUUGUUGCACUGUUCUAUACAUUCCAAAUGGCCGAAGACGAGGCUGAGCAUUUGAUACACCAUGUGGCAUGUGUAAACUCUGCACAAUUGAAUGCUGCAACACUUCCAGGGAUCGCACUCGAAGCGUUCUCGUCAGAACUAGAUCUGAUCAACUCGUUUAUAGACAUUGUCAUAGACUUGGAUCCGGAUAUCAUAACCGGAUGGGAUGUUCAAAAUUCUUCCUGGGGUUACCUCGCAGCUAGAGCUCGCUCAUUCGGUCUUGAGUUAGAGGAACUACUUGCCCGUGCGCCUCCUCGUUAUUCUUCAAAUAACAACAUCCAGUGGGAUGCAAGGCAUACAACAACUUUCAAAGUAGCCGGACGCCACGUCUUCAAUUUGUGGCGAAUUAUGCGUUCCGAGCAGACGCUGAAUAUCUACACGUUUGAGAACGUGGCUUUUCAUGUUCUGGGCCGAAGAGUCCCUAAAUACGGUCCUUUGAUUUUGAACAAAUGGUAUCAAGGCAAAAUUCCCGCUGGAGCAGCCACCUUGACAAGAUAUUUUGUCCGUCGCGCAUCCCUGAAUAUCGAAAUCUUGAACCGAUCAGAGGUUGUCACCAAAACAGCUGAAUUCGCCCGAGUUUUUGGUGUGGAUUUCUACUCUGUGAUCAGUCGGGGCUCGCAGUUCAAAGUCGAGUCAUUCAUGUUCAGAAUGGCGAAACCAGAGAGCUUUGUCCUAAUCUCCCCUAGCAAGAGCGAUGUGGGAAAGCAGAAUGCAGCCGAAUGUCUUCCUUUGAUCAUGGAACCCCAAUCUGCGUUAUAUACCAGCCCGCUCGUGGUCCUUGAUUUUCAAAGCUUGUAUCCGUCAUUGAUGAUAUCUCAGAAUAUGUGCUAUUCUACUUGCUUAGGUAGAGUGAUGGACUUCCAAGGUCGAAACAAAUUUGGAGUAGUUGACUUGGAUCGACCCUCUGGGUUACUUGAGAAAUUAAAGGACCAUAUCAACGCAGUUGCUCCCAAUGGGAUCAUGUUUCUGAAGCCAAAUGUCCGUAAGGGACUCCUUCCACGUAUGCUGACAGAGCUCCUGGAUACCCGUGUCAUGGUAAAGCAAGCUAUGAAAGGAUAUAAACACGACAAAGGUCUUACAAGGGUCCUUAACGCUCGACAACUGGGCCUCAAAUACAUUGCUAACGUUACCUAUGGAUAUACUAGUGCAAGCUUCUCAGGUAGAAUGCCUGCAGUAGAGAUGGCAGAUAGUAUCGUGCAGAGUGGUCGAGAAACAUUAGAGAAGGCGAUAGCUCUUGUUCAUGAAACCAAAAGAUGGGGAGCUGAGGUGGUAUAUGGUGACACAGACAGCAUGUUUAUCUAUAUGCAAGGCAAGACUCGGGAGCAGGCCUUUCGAAUCGGCCACGAGAUCGCGGACGCCGUCACGGCUCUUAAUCCUGCCCCCGUGAAAUUGAAGUUUGAAAAGGUCUAUCACCCUUGUGUGCUUAUGGCAAAGAAACGAUACGUAGGCUUCAAAUAUGAAAACGUGGACGACAAAGAACCCGUUUUUGAAGCCAAAGGCAUUGAAACAGUCCGCAGAGAUGGAAUCGUAGCGCAGCAGAAAAUGACUGAAAAUUGCUUGAAGAUAUUGUUUCGAACACAGGAUCUGAGCAAAGUAAAGGAAUAUUGUUAUGAUUCCUGGACCAAGAUAUUGGAGAACAGAGCGCCAGUUCAGGAUUUCAUUUUUGCGAAAGAAGUGAAGAUGGGAACUUACAGCGACAAAGGGCCUCCUCCACCCGGUGUGGCCGUGGCAGCGAAAAGAACACUUCUGGACCCUGGUGACGAACCUCAAUAUGGCGAACGUGUGCCCUAUGUAAUUGCGCAAGGAGAACCCGGUUCUAAACUCGUGGAUAGAGCUACAGAUCCCUUGGAAUUUCUGCGCAAUCCUCACACCCAGCUCGACGCGACGUAUUACAUAUCUAGGGUGCUCAUUCCACCACUGGAACGUAUCUUCAAUUUGGUCGGAGCUGAUGUUCCCCAAUGGUACAACGAAAUGCCCAAAGCCAGGCAGAUUGAAGUUGCUUCGCCCAGCAAACGAGGGCGCCCUCAGGUCAUUGAGUUGGACCAAUAUAACAUAAAUGAACACUUUGACCGUUCCGAGUGUCUUAUUUGCGGCUGCCCUGCUCUGCAAGGCCUGUGCACCCAAUGCCGGAGACAGCCGCAAUCGACCCUCGCGGGUCUCUCGAAUCGGAUUCGAUCGAAUGAACAACGUUUAACUAACACCCGCAAAGUGUGUGCAUCUUGCACGGGAACGGCUUUAGAUGAUGCAGUCCAUUGUCAAUCCCUCGAUUGUUCUUGGCUCUAUGCUCGCCAUAGAGCGGAAGCUAAGAUAAGCUUCCUUGGGAUUCUACAGGACCUUGUACAAGAACUAGUAGACGAAAACAUUCUGGCAUCAAAGAAAGAGGUGAUCGGCGAAUUAUCUGAGAAAGCUUUCUGA